Messenger RNA from Magallana angulata, 1567 nucleotides. RefSeq lists its product as uncharacterized. The transcript is spliced from 3 exons. Lineage: Eukaryota; Metazoa; Mollusca; Bivalvia; Ostreida; Ostreidae. Bases 165 to 785 code for a protein of 206 amino acids. The record is from RefSeq and is a predicted model, not a curated record.
AGAAUUUAACUACUAUUUUUUAGAUUGGCAGACUUUGGAGCUCCCCUGUGCAAUAUGUAUGCUCAAUCUUCCUAAUUAGCAUAUGUCUAUAUAUGACACGUUGACGCGAUCGUUUAUCAACAAUGUUUCCUUGAUGUAGACUAUAUAUAUAAAUACAUGUAUUGAUGGCCUUACGAUCAUUAUACCUUCUGUCUCCUCAAGAUCCUAACGGAAUGAUUGCCUGGCUUAUUUGUGCAGCGUUUUGCAUUGCGGGAAUCCUUGGUCAAGGUGGACAUCACCACGACCACGCACAUGACGCACACGGGGGUCAUGGCGUGGAUCCCUUUAACGUCAGACCAUUAGAUCGAGGACCUGGUAGAACUGGCGCCGCUUGGGACGGGAGAUCUGUUCCCGGAAGACAGGGGUCAUGGGAUACAAGAAAUACACACAUUGGGGGCCCAUUAGGACACCUCGAUGGACCCCGCGGACCAUUAGGACACCUCGGUGGACCUCGCGGACCAUUAGAUGGAUUGAAUGAUGUACGUAGUCAGUUCAACAGGGAUUUCCUAGCACCCCAUGCACCUCUUAGUCCUCAUCUUGGUCCGCAAUACAAUGACAUUAGACCCAGAAAGUACGGCGGAAGACCUGACAGGCGGAACAAGAAACUUAGAAAAAACAAGAGAAAGCUUCAAAAGAAAAUUAGAAAGGCGAUGAAAAAACACAGGAAGAACAAGAACAAGAUUUUGAGGAAGGAGCUGAAGAGAAAUGGUAGAAAGGGAAGAAGACAAUAUGGAAAACGAUAUUGAAGUUUGAAUUAGGUAGCCCAAUAACUAGGCUAGGUUUACUAACCAAAGACGCUUUUAUAUACAUGUAUAUUACGAGUAUAAAGCGAAAUCCGUUGGUUUUCUGUGAUGAUUGGCAGAAGUAGAGAGCAGAUUACUUUUGGAUUUAGAUUGACGUCAGCAGUGCAUGCAUUAUUCUACAAAUGAAUCGAUAUCUUGUUAAAACUGUUUGCAAAAUGUUAAUGUGGAAUGAAUAAUCAAGUGCAAUAGUUUAUUCUUUUGGUUAUCUAUACCUGUGCGUUUUAUGUACAUACCGGUAAAUACUUGUAUAUGUGUUAAUCUGUUGUUGUUUUUUUUUACUUGAUUCGUUCAUUGUUAUCUUAAUUUAUGUACUUUUGUGAUAAAAUUAAUUUCAAAUAAGUCAAAAAUUAAAAAAAAAAUUGAUUAAAAAUAUGUGUUCAUUUAUUUCUCUCUUGAUUGACGACAGUUAAGUGAGAUCGUUUCAUCGGUCAAUUUACUCCAUGAUAGAUGUGCUGAUGGUGUUUUUAUAAUGCAAGGGGAAUUAGAAACAUUCAAGCAAUGCAUUCUUUUUUUUCUAUCUUUCUCUUUCUUUUUCUCAUUCAUCUUAAACAAGGCUAUUGGCGUAUUGGUUUUUCUCUUAAUAACAUUUUAAACAAAUCAAAAGUUGUAAAUUGCAUAUCUAUGUUAGAUCUAAUGUUGAGGUAGAUUUUUUUAAAUGUCGAUGACACUAUUUACAAUGGAGGAACAUUCCUUUAGAUGUUAUGACUUGAACUAAAACAAAACAC